GUGUAUCACAUUUUACGUGGCAGCACACAGGAGAUUGGCUUCCGAGUAUAAAUAAAGGUGACCAAUCUCCCCAAUAUGCUCACCCAGCUGCUAUCUAUCAGUUUAAUUUGGCUUUAGCUCAAUUCUUUGCCAAACAAUGGCACACACUCGGAGUGGUACGAUCAAAGAGCUAUGGCCUUAUGAUCAGGAUAAGCAGGUCACCAAGAACAAGUUGUUCAGCAUGGCAAUGGAAGGCAAAUGGAAAGAAGUUGCCGAGAUGUAUGAACAAGAGGAAUGGACUCAAACGGCCAAAAUCACCAAUUCAGGAGACACAGCAUUACACAUAGCUAUCUCCGUUGACAAAGAAGAUAACGCCAGACAACUUGCAGAAUCAAUUCGGGAUCCAUCCCGACUCAGACUGCUUCUUGAGACGCGGAAUGACCGAGGGAAUACCCCACUCCAUUCUGCUGCAUCAAUGGGGAAUGUUGCCAUGUGUGAAUACAUUGCAACAUUUUAUCCAGAAUUGGUGGGUGAUAGUAAUAAUGACGGGGAUACCCCUUUUGUAAUGGCAGCACUCCAUGGUGAAAAAGCAGCUUUCUUUUGUCUUCACUAUAUCUGUCUCCCGAAGAAAACAGAUGCCUUCCAGUUUUUCAGGAGGAAGAAUGGUGACACCGUCCUUCAUUGUGCCAUUACUGGGGACUACUUCGAUUUGGCAUUCCAAAUAAUUCACUUGUAUCCGCUACUGGCAAGCUCUGUAAAUGAAGAAGGAGUCACUCCUCUCCAUCUACUAGCGAGCAAGCCUUCAGCUUUUAGAAGCAGUAGCCACCUUGAAGGAUACUACAAAAUCAUUUAUCACUGCAUAUUGGUUGACCAGCUCGAGGUGGAAGCAUCCGGCAAGCAGCCAGAGAGAACCGAUAGUCCCGGGGAUAAAAAGAAUCUGAAUCCAGAGACGUACAGAGCAUGCAACGACUUGUUGCAAUUGUUUUGGAGAAUGGUUCUAGGUGGGAAAAACAGGAAUGGAGAAGAAACAGAGAUAAAGAUUGAAAGAAAAGAUACAGAGGAAUCAGCUGCAGAGAGCCCUGAACCAGAGGCAGUACGUCCAGGCAUAUUGGUCGAUCCACUCGAGGAGGAAAUACCCGACUACCAGCCAGAGGGAACCGAUAGUCCCGGGGAUAAAAAGAAUCUGAAUUCAGAGAAAUGCAGAACAUUCAACGACUUCUUGCAAUUGUUUUGGAGAAUGGUUCCAGGUGGGAAAAACAGGAAUGGAGAAGAAACAGAGAUAAAGAUUGAAAGAAAAGAUAGAGAAGAAUCAGAUGCAGAGAACCCUAGACCAAUGCGAAGAAUUAGUCCCGGGAACAAAGAGGCUCCGGCUUGUCCAGAGAACUACAGAAUCUGCAACGACUUCUACAAAUUGUUGUGGAAAAUGGUUCUAGUUGUCACAGGCACAAAUAGAGGAAAAACCAAUGCGAAGAAAGUGCCAAAGGCAAGACAUGGAGUUGAUGAGUUAUUUCCAGCUAAUUAUCGCACCUGCAUUGAAUUUGUCAAGCUUGCGAACAAGGCAUUGCUGAUGUUUCUUGGAUUAGGACUCAGUACCGCAAUAACAAAGAUGGAGAGUAACAAACGGAAGCACGUAUGGGCCGUUCAAAUCAUGAACGAACUUCUACGACAAUAUCAUUCGACAUAUGAAAUUGCUUCCACAUCUAGGGUUGAUGUGGCCGAGUUAGCACAAUCCCGAACAAAGGAAUUAGAAGAAACAACGGCUUACGAUCUUGAUCCAGAUCAACUGAUCAGUAGUGAAACUCCGCCCACUGAUUCUAUGAAAACUACUGGAAGUGAUGGGAUGGAGAAAACCCUUAAAACGGCGAAGAUGAUCUUAUUAAUUGAUUCUAAAAGUGGCAUCAACGAUAUUGUGAAGAAAGUACAAGAACUUUUUCCGAUUUCCAUUCAAGAUAGGAAUGCUGAGAACAAGAAUCUAAUGAUGCUCGUAGAUCAGCCUCAGAAUAAACCUCCUGGAAUGCCAAAGAAAUUAGAGACUCCAAUAUUACUUGCAGCCAAGAAUGGUAUCGCUGAAAUUGUGGAAAGAAUCAUAGAAGUCUGUCCAAUUGCCAUUAAUGACGUGAAUUCAGAUAAUAAGAAUAUAGUAUUGUUGGCGGUGGAGAACAGGCAACCAAAGGUAUAUGAACUCUUGAAACGACGAAAUAUCUUGAAAGAGAGCAUGUUUAGACAAUUGGAUAAAGAAGAGAAUAGUGCCCUGCAUCUUGCGGCAAAGCUUGGAGACAAACAGCCAUGGCGGAUUCCCGGGGCAGCAUUGCAAAUGCAAUGGGAAAACAAAUGGUAUGAGUAUGUCAGGGAUUCCAUGCCCCAUACCUUUUUCCCCCGCUACAACAAGGAGGGCAAGACCCCAAGCGACUUGUUCACGGAAACCCACAGAAACCUUGUAGAGGAUGGUAGCAAGUGGCUAACAAACACUUCUCAAUCCUGUUCCGUCGUAGCUGCACUCAUCGCCACAGUGGCCUUUACCACCGCCACCACUGUCCCCGGAGGCUUCGAGAGUAAUGGCACUCCAGCGCUCGAAAACAAGCCUGGUUUUGACCUCUUCGCGGUCUCAUCACUCGUUGCUCUCUGCUUCUCGAUCACGGCCUUAGUCAUGUUCCUCGCCAUCUUAACAUCACGAUACCAAGAGAGAGAUUUUGGCAGGAACUUACCUAGGAAACUCUUGCUGGGUUUAACAUCUUUGUUCGUGUCCAUAGCCGCGAUGCUAAUUUCAUUUUGUGGGGGCCAUUUCUUUGUGCUGAAGGAGGAGCUAAAGUUAGCGGCGGUUCCAGUGUAUGCAGUGACAUGCCUACCGGUGACGUUUUUUGCUAUGGCGCAGUUGCCUCUCUAUAUUGAUCUUUUACGGGCUACCGUAUCGAAGGUGCCACAACGCAGCCACAAGGUGGAUCCCUGACAUUUUUUAUUCCAUUUGUGUGCGGAUGCUACAAUAUCUCUGCUUCCAGCAGCUGAACCAGCAAUUGUUGAGAGCGAGUUUUUAUCGUGUGACAUAUUUAUAUAAAAUAAAA
This is a messenger RNA of Carya illinoinensis, 3038 nucleotides long. RefSeq lists its product as uncharacterized. The record is from RefSeq and is a predicted model, not a curated record. Gene Ontology annotation, molecular function: protein binding. NCBI's taxonomy places the organism in Eukaryota, Viridiplantae, Streptophyta, Magnoliopsida, Fagales, Juglandaceae. The transcript is spliced from 11 exons. Bases 137 to 2926 code for a protein of 929 amino acids.